AUGGAUAUAACCAAAACAAAACAAAAGAAGAAGGCUGCGCAUGAGGAGCAGCUUCCAUGGGAGUUGAUUGAAGAGAUACUCUCUCGUGUCCCUCUUAAAUCUCUUGUCCGCUUGAGUGUUGUUUGCAAACGAUGGAACAUUAUCUUGGAUGACAAGAAGUUCAUCAACAGCCACAAGGAGACGUUUCGAUUCAUCCUAACAACCAAAUCCAAGAUUUAUUCGGUAAGCAUUGAUCCCAAGAUAGUGGUGCGUGAGCUACCCGGUUUAAUUUAUAUAAACCCUGAAACAUUGAUUGAUUGCGAUGAGUUCUUGAUAUGUAACGUGGGUACUGGAGCUGUUAUUUGGAACCCGUGGAGAAGUGAGGUAAAUCUUUACAAGUCCAUUUGGGGCAUUGAUAACAUGUUGAAGAUCCAUGACUUUGAAGAGUUCGGUACGUGGACACACGUCAACGUUAGAUCCGGUGAUAGUAAUCAGAGACGUAAAAGAACUACACAAUCAGAAAUAGGUGUAUCGUUGAACGGCUCUUUGUUUUGGAUUUGUUAUCUUGACAAGACAGAUCCCUUGUAUUGUUUAGGUAGAUUCGAUUUUUCCAAGGAAAGAUUCUACACAUUUUGUGAACUACCGUGUGGGAUGAGCCAUAUUGAGAUUUGGGUGACCAAGAACAAGGUUGACGUUGAGGAUGGUGGUGAUGUGGUUUGGGUGGAGCUCAUGACAUUGUCAAUUCCUAACUUUCCGAGUUUAGGACUGGCUGAACCCAACUCUCAGCAGCCAAGUUACUACAUCGAUGAUAAGAGGCUUGUGGUAUGUUGUUGCGAUGAAUCUGGCCAGCCUUGGAUUUAUGUUUUUGGGGAAGACAAGUUGAUCAGCAAGGUUCAGUUAGAUUCAUUGGUUGGACUCUGGCCUUCUCAUUGCACUUACUUUCCCAGCUUAGUCCCGGUUCCUCGAGUAAAAGAUGAAGCAAAGUUACAAGUUUAA
Eruca vesicaria subsp. sativa (arugula) is the source of this 975-nucleotide messenger RNA. NCBI's taxonomy places the organism in Eukaryota, Viridiplantae, Streptophyta, Magnoliopsida, Brassicales, Brassicaceae. The record is from the annotation of a GenBank genome assembly.